CCACUUGUCGAAGGAAGGCGCUCUGCAGACUCGGCCACUCUCGAGCACAUGUGCUCUUCGGGCUCCCACGUGUCCAACGCGACUUCCUGCCCAGCGGUUCCACAAUGCGCGCCUCCUGCCUCGCCUGGCGCGGAACCCAAAACAAUGCGUUUCAGGAGCAAAGAGCCCGAGGUCAGGAGAAAGCGCAUUUCCAGUCUCGAAUGGUUCAAGACUGGCAAAUUUGCAGGUGGUUGAUGGCAAGCUGCCACGUACAUUGUCGGUUGGCACCGGAUCACGGGGUACAGUACCAAUCAUGUCCUCCAGACUCCGAUCGAGUGCCUCCAUUGCGCAGCAUUCUGUGAUUUCUGUUGCCCCUGCAAUGGGCAUCGUAUCGACGAUUUCCGAGUCAAUUGCUGAGGAGAGAUCCUGUAUUGGGCACGUUGCCAACGAUCAGGACACGCAAAGACGCUUCAGCCCAGGUUUGAGGGCGAAAUAUGACGUCAGGGCCUCUGCCGCCUCUCUUGCCGACUGGAGUCCCAGGUUCGAGGGCAUCGAGGCUGGGCCAGUUGGGCGUUGUCCUCUAUCCCGUUUCAUGUGGGAUGCAGGCACAGGAGGGACACGCACUCCAUUGGCAUUAUGAGCUACAAGACAGCAUGCUAUGGUUCAAUUGAUGGAGCUUUCCAAGAAGGUCCAGAGAUGGGAAGAGCUCACAGCAAUCUGGGGUCCUUCAACUUGAAAGUUGCACUCACCAGACUGCAUGACCUUGAGUUGUCAUUGUCAGAGAGCCCUUUACGCUGCCCUUGGAAAUAUGUGGAUUCUACUCUCUACUAGUAUGCAAUCUUAUGUAUGGUGCUACAGUAAUGAAAC
This is a messenger RNA of Canariomyces notabilis, 846 nucleotides long. RefSeq lists its product as uncharacterized. Lineage: Eukaryota; Fungi; Ascomycota; Sordariomycetes; Sordariales; Chaetomiaceae. The record is from RefSeq and is a predicted model, not a curated record. The transcript has a single exon. Bases 293 to 619 code for a protein of 108 amino acids.